Sardina pilchardus (European sardine) is the source of this 827-nucleotide messenger RNA. Its product is annotated as magnesium-dependent phosphatase 1-like. The transcript has 6 exons. NCBI's taxonomy places the organism in Eukaryota, Metazoa, Chordata, Actinopteri, Clupeiformes, Clupeidae. Bases 138 to 620 code for a protein of 160 amino acids. The record is from RefSeq and is a predicted model, not a curated record. Gene Ontology annotation, molecular function: acid phosphatase activity.
CUAAAUUGUUCCUGCUUGAUAUUUGACGGUCAUCCUCGUUUUUAUUUUUGUGACAGAUUCCUGAACUGAUUAUCGUUUUAAUUAAUCCUCUUGCGCGUAAAGAUUUCAACUGAAUCCGUCACGAUCAUUUUCAUGUGAUGGCGAAACCAAAAUUAGUUGUGUUUGACCUGGAUAACACCCUUUGGCCUUUCUGGGUGGAGGAAGUCGACCCACCUUUUCACAUUAAUGAAAGUGGCAAAGUAAAGGAUUCCACAAAUUCACCCCUUCCCCUCUUCAAGGACACCGUGAAUAUAUUGACCUCUCUCCAUGGUCAGGGCGUGAAGAUCGGAAUUGCUUCACGAACUGAAGAAAUAGAGGGAGCCAACCAACUGCUCUCCCUGUUCAAUCUCAACCAGUAUAUCUCCUUCAAGCAGGUAUACCCAGGUUCAAAACUGACUCAUUUUGAGAGGUUACAGGCAGACAGCGGCGUCGAGUACAGUGAGAUGCUGUUCUUUGAUGAUGAGUCCAGAAACAUCAAUGAUGUCAGUCAACUAGGUGUGCAUUGUGUCCUUGUUCGCAAUGGAGUGACCUCAGAAUUAGUUGAUGAGAAGAUCCAGCAGUUCUCCAAGUCACACUCUUGAUGAUUGAGCCAUCAGAAUCUAUGGUGCCAGACCACGUAAUACCAGUGUGAAACCACCAUUUAAACUUGACUUGUUUACAAAUACUUGUUUACAAACAGAUCAGUAAAAUCAGAAAGUUGUCAUCUGUGUGUUGUUAUAUAGCGAACACAAAUACAGCAACAAGAGCAUUCAUGUUACUUCUGGAUUAAAUAAAGGAUUUAAAAUGUA